This is a messenger RNA of Adineta ricciae, 294 nucleotides long. Lineage: Eukaryota; Metazoa; Rotifera; Eurotatoria; Adinetida; Adinetidae. The record is from the annotation of a GenBank genome assembly.
AUGCAUAUUGGUAUCUAUUUAGGAUUUCUACUUGCCGUAGCCUAUUCAUCAUCUAUUGGUGGACUAUCUAGUUUGGUUGGUACUACACCUAAUGUUUAUCUGAAAGGUUUUGUAGAGAGGUAAAUAGGUAGAAUACAAAUAAUAAGUGACUAUGUUGCAUAUAACAUAGUAAAUAUGGUGGUACUGGUUUUCGCAUAAACUUUCUCAAUUUUCUAUUCUUUGCUCUACCAGUUGGAAUACUAAUGCUUAUACUUUGCUGGUUCUGGCUACAAUGGUGCUAUAACAAAAAAGAAC